CAAAGCCUCGGAGGCGGAAGCGGCUUUUGGGCUGUUCUGGUCUUCACCGCCCAUUUUACAGCCGUUUCUCCCCAAGAGCCGAGCAUGGAGCAGGAGCAGAGAAGGCCUUCUAGGUGCCUGCCGCCCAGGCUUCAGGAAUCAGUGACUUUCAAGGACGUGGCCGUGAACUUCACCCAGGAGGAGUGGCAGGAGCUGGAUGCUUCCCAGAGGGAUCUCUACUGGGAGGUGAUGCUGGAGAACUAUGAGAACCUUGUCUUCCUCGGCCUUCCAGCUUCCAAACCGGACAUGCUAUCUCAUUUGGAGAGGGGAGGGGCCCCAUGGAUGCUGGAGGGAGAAUUCCCAGGAGACCUCUUCCCAGAUUCACUUAGUUUGGAGAUUAGGUGUGAAACCAAGGACUCAGCAACAAAUCAGGGUGAUUGUACAGGGGUGUCCUCUAAGAAGAAAUUCACAAAGGAUGGUCCUUGGGAUUUCAAGAUAGAAGAAGCUUGGGAAUUUGAUGUCAGGUUAGAGAAGCAUAAGGACAUGGGGGAGAAACAAUCCAGACAAGUAACGGUUUCUGACAGAGAAUCUUCUAAGGUGAAUGCCCAUGAAUGUAAAAUAUUUGGGGAAAGUUUCAGUCUGGGUUCAUUCUUCGUACCACAAGAAGUACUUCCUACAGAAAUGAAUCAAGGUAAGCUCUUCACACAGUUUUCAGACCUAAGGAAUCAUAACGUAACAUCCUUAGGGAAGAACUUUUCUAAGCACAGUAAAUACAGGAAGCCCUUCAGUUACCAUCCAGAUCUUAUCGAAUUCUAUACAGUACACCCUGGAGACCAACCAUAUGUAUGUAAAGAAUGUGGGAAAACCUUCAGCCACAGGGGAAACCUUAACAAACAUCAGAGAGUUCAUACUGGAGAGAAACCUUUUGAGUGUAUUGAAUGUGGAGAUACCUUUAGCCAGAGGAGAAACCUGAAUGCACAUCAGAGAAUUCAUACUGGUGAGAAACCACAUGAAUGCAAUGAAUGUGGGAAAGCCUUCACCCAAAGAUCACAUCUUACUCAACAUCAGAGAAAGCAUAAUGGAAAGAAACCCUAUAAAUGCAAUGAAUGUGGGAAAGCCUUCAACCACAAGGGAAACCUUAAUAGACAUCAGAGCAUUCAUACUGGAGAGAAACCCUUCGAAUGUAAUGACUGUGGGAAAGCCUUCACCCAGAGAAGAGACCUGAAUGCACAUCAAAGAAUUCAUACUGGAGAGAAACCCUUUGAAUGCACUGAGUGUGGGAAAGCCUUCAACCUCCGGGGAAGCCUUAAUCAGCACCAGAGAAUCCAUACAGGAGAGAAACCCUUUCAAUGUAGUGAAUGUGGGAAAGCCUUCAGACAGAGGGGAUAUCUUAUUUAUCAUAAGAGAAUUCAUACUGGAGAGAAACCAUUUAAAUGCAAUGAAUGUGGGAAAGCCUUUAGACAGAGGGGGAACCUUAGUGAACACAAGAGAAUCCAUACGGGAGAGAAACCCUUUGAAUGUAAUCUUUGUGGGAAAGCCUUCCGAAAUGCCUUAUGCCUUACUCAGCAUCACAGAAGUCAUACUGGAGAGAAACCCUUUGCUUGCAAUGAGUGUGGGAAAGCCUUCAACCAUAGGAGAAACCUUAAUAGACAUCAGAGCAUUCAUACUGGAGAGAAAACUUUUGAAUGCAAUGAAUGUGGGAAAGCUUUCAGCCAGAGAGGAGACCUCAAUGCACAUCAGAGAAUUCAUACUGGAGUGAAACCCUUUGCAUGUAAUGACUGUGGAAAAACCUUCAACCACAGGGGAAACCUUAAUGUACACCAGAGAAUUCAUACUGGAGAAAAGCCCUUUGAAUGUAAUGAAUGUGGGAAAGCUUUCAGCCAAAGGGGAAGCCGUAACCAACACCAGAUAAUUCACACUAGAGAGAAACUCUUUUGAGUGCAAUGAGAACUCGUCAUGGAGAAAACAUCGAGGUAAUGAAUUGGGGAAAGACUUCAUUUGAAGCCUUAGGAGGCAUCAAGUAAUUCAUAUGAAUAAGAAGCUUUAUGAAUGUAACGAUCUUUGGAAAAACUAUAGGAUAUUUUGCCCCUCAUCAAACACCAGAGACUCCAUAAUGUGAACCAACAGUGGGGAUGUACUAGUGUGGCUUCUACUUGAUAAAGAGCUAUUGCUCUCUGUUUUCUCUCUUAUGAUUUGGGUCUCAAGACCAUUUUUGUCUCAGCAUGUAUUUGGUAAGAUGCUUCUCUUUUCAUUUUUGUAAAUAAUUUAUGUAAUAUGGAGCCUAAUUGUUCUUUAAAUAUUUGAGAGAAUUCACUUGUUUGUGUACCUGGUGUUGCUCCUGUCCCUCCUCACCCCCACCUUGGGAGUUCGUUUGUGGUUUAUUCAAAUUCUGCUUCGGAGAUAAAAUCUUUUUAGGCUCUCAACAUCUUGUUCUGUUAAUCUGGGUAUUUUAUAUUUUUGGUAAAUAUUAAUUUCCUAGAAGUUUUCAGGUUUUUGUCAUGUAAUUGGAUAUAAUAGUUUCUGAAAAUGCAUUUUAGUUGUUGUGAAUUCCUCCUGAUCAUUUAAAAAAAUUUGUAAUGUGGUUUUUCUCUUUUUCUUAUCAGUUUAGCUAUGGUUUCUCUGUUUUAUUCAUUUUUUAAAAAUUCACUAUUAUUUAUUAUCUCAAUAGUUUUUAUUUGCAGUUUUAUUUAUUCUUCUGUUUUUAGAACUUCUGUUUUUGUGUUCAUAUAAGGAUUUUUACUUUGUACUUUUGCUUAAGUACAGGGCUAACUGAGUCACUCCUGUAAUCAGUGAGGCCCAGGGGCUUUCUGUUGCCUCUGGGAUCAAAUCUGAGUUCCUCUGGCCUGCCUUCCCACCUUUUUGGUCACUCCCCUUCCCACAUGGCCACCAGCUUGUUCCUUCUUCACAGCUCCUUCCCUCCUUUAUUUGUGCCUUUCCCCCCUUCCCAGAAGGUGCUCCUACUUUGCCAUUGCCUCUGCCUUGUAGGAGACUCUACUUCCUUCCAAAGUGCUCCACACAUGUCACUACUUGAAGCCUUUCCUGAUCACCUCAGUCACUGAGGCUCUCUCCCUCUCCCAUGUGCUC
Trichosurus vulpecula (common brushtail) is the source of this 3063-nucleotide messenger RNA. RefSeq names its product zinc finger protein 883-like. Gene Ontology annotation, biological process: regulation of DNA-templated transcription. The record is from RefSeq and is a predicted model, not a curated record. The transcript is spliced from 5 exons. The coding region runs from base 85 to 1917 and encodes 610 amino acids. Lineage: Eukaryota; Metazoa; Chordata; Mammalia; Diprotodontia; Phalangeridae.